UCCUGAGGGAGAGAUAAACUGUGGUAAAGUGUGUUUGACAUUGGCAUAUAAAAAAAUCCAAAGCCAAUUCAAAGGUUAUCGUCAAUUCAAUUCCCUGUUUGUCCAAUUAAUUGAACUCUCUUUCUAUUUCUAGGUGACUCAAUGGGGCCCUGAGAGGAAGUCCUGAGACCUUAUUCAACGUGUAUUCUUUUUCACACUUAGAUAGUUAAAGGAAGAUAGAGAGCGGGCGUUAAAGGUGAAGGACAGAAGGAAAUAUCAAAGAUGAGAAAACAAGCACAAUGCUUCUGGGAUUAAAGACUUGUCUAAAAGCUAAUUCUCAACUGUUACGUCCCCCGAAGUGAUAACUCAAUAAAACGUGUGAGCUGCUAAAGCUUCACAACAGUCAAUAUCAUGCCACCUUUAAAUAAGAGUGAAGGAGAGAUACCACGGCGACAUGUCAGAGUCAUGCCCCUCAUCACUUUAGUCAAGUGAACGUCACCUGUGAUUAGCAAACACUUGGGGUAUAAAAAGACAAACCUCGAGCAGAUAUGGCCGACAACGGGAGCUCCAGAAUCGACACCCCAACCAACGUCUCUCUGAGUGCCAGCGACUCCGUCUCUGAGUCGUUGGAGUACAAGACAGUGUCGGUGUUCCUGGUCCUGUUGGUGUCUGGCAUGGGCAUUGUUGGGAACAUCAUGGUGGUCCUCGUGGUCCUCACCACCCGUCACAUGAGGACACCCACCAACUGUUAUCUGGUCAGCCUGGCCAUAGCCGACCUGACGGUGCUGGUGGCGGCAGGGCUGCCCAACGUGUCGGGCAGUCUGACGGGCACAUGGGUCUUUGGCCACGCCGGCUGUCUGGGGAUCACCUACCUUCAGUACCUGGGCAUCAACGUGUCCUCCUGCUCCAUCACUGCCUUCACUGUGGAGAGGUACAUUGCUAUCUGCCAUCCGAUGAAGGCUCAGACAGUGUGCACAGUGUCCCGGGCCAAGCGGAUCAUUGCCGUGGUUUGGAUCUUCACCUGUGUCUACUGCAUGCUGUGGUUUUUCCUGGUGGACAUUCAGGUUAGAUAAACACACUGCAUUUUGCAUUACAUUUAGUCUGUUACUGGUUUAAUCUGGGAC
Molecule: messenger RNA, 1103 nt
Organism: Anarrhichthys ocellatus (wolf-eel)
Lineage: Eukaryota; Metazoa; Chordata; Actinopteri; Perciformes; Anarhichadidae
Product: thyrotropin-releasing hormone receptor-like
Exons: 2
Coding region: 528-1052 (174 amino acids)
Biological process (GO): phospholipase C-activating G protein-coupled receptor signaling pathway
Cellular component (GO): membrane
Molecular function (GO): thyrotropin-releasing hormone receptor activity
Source: RefSeq, a predicted model, not a curated record